CACACACACCAGAAAACCCCUAGCUGCUGAGAAUCACAAGUGUGGAGGAGGCCAUUGUGCUUACGUCUUGCUUGUGAGCUCCUGGUUUCCAGGUCUGUCUUUUGCCUGAUCCAUCAGCCGGGCUCUUUUGAUGCUCUUUUGGUCCCCUUUUACAGAUGGGUAACUGGAUAAAUCAAGUGAGAAGAAAAGACUUUCACUUUCCAUAUGUCCAACAUUCGGCUAUUACUGUGCACUCAAAACCUGCGUCAGACUCAGAACUCUGAGAGGGACGGGGAGAGUCAGAGGCUGCCUGAAGUUGCAGAGAUAAACAGCCAGACCAGGAACACCUCCAGGCUGAGAAAACUGCCCAGCAGAAGUCAAGGAUUUCUGGACCGCUGUGAACCUUGAUGGCAGCUUGUCUUUCUGCAAUAGGCAGCAUGGCCAAAGCCAGAACAGACAAAGAAUUGAGAAUUCUGCUCAUUGGCAAAACUGGAUCUGGGAAGAGCGCAACAGGAAACACCAUCCUGGGGGCUGAGAAAUUUAGAAGCACAUCCAAUAUUGAUUCAACAACCAAGGACUGCGAAGGAAGAGAAGCCCCUGUAGAUGGCAGGGCAAUUGUUGUUGUUGACACACCUGGGUUCUUUGAUACAGCAUAUAAGAAACGUUUCUCACGAGAAGAGCUGAAGAAGUGCGUUGACAUGGUCUCUCCUGGAGCUCAUGCCAUCCUCGUGGUGAUAAAAGCGGGAAAGAUCACAAAGGAGGACCAGGAAACAUUUCAGCUCGUGAAACAGCUCUUCAAGGAUGAAGGAAAGAACUAUCUGAUUCUUUUAUUCACCUAUAAAGAUGAGUUAGAUAAGAAUCAUUUAACUAUAAAUGAGUUCAUACGAGGCGCUGAGGGGCACCUGAAGGAUCUAAUUGAGAUGUCCGAAGGACGAUUGAUUGCUUUUAACAAUGUGGCUGAUGAAGAAGAAAAGCGGAAUCAGGUGAAGGAGCUCAUUGAGAUGAUUGAUGGCUUGGUGGCACUCAAUGGCAGAACACCACUGUACACCGAAGAACAAUUCAAAAAGGACAGCUCUAGCUCUUGCUGUAACAUUUUGUAAUAUCGGCAGUGAGGAGUCGGGAAUCAAGGAUGGAGAUAUGUUUGCCCACCACCGCUUUCUUUUCUUUUCUUAAUAAUAAUUUUUAUUAGUUUUCAAUUACUAUACAAUAAUAGCCUCAUUAUAAUAAUACCAAUUUAUAAUACAAUUAUUAAUACCAAUCGUUCAAAUACUGGGUCAUACAAUUUAGAUAGUGGCCCCCCCGCAUACUAGAAUUGAUGGGUUGAUUAUUUUCUUUAUUUCUGCAUUCCAAAAUCUUAUUACUUUCCAUUACUUUCCCUUAUACAACAACCGCAAUAUUAAUAACUGUCAGUUUGCAUUUUCUUAGUGCAGAAAGAUCUUUCCUAUUCUAUUUAAUUCAAGAAGGUUCUGGAAGCUUCUGUGUGUGA
Podarcis muralis (Common wall lizard) is the source of this 1465-nucleotide messenger RNA. NCBI's taxonomy places the organism in Eukaryota, Metazoa, Chordata, Lepidosauria, Squamata, Lacertidae. The record is from RefSeq and is a predicted model, not a curated record.